AUGGCGAGCAGGUUGUCUACUAAGUCGACAUUAUUGUUGAAUACUACAUCUGUACACUCAAUUCGAUCCAUUUGCUCCGCUCGCGAAGUCAUCUCCCAAGCAAGGGUCUUCUCCCUUUCCUCCACCACAACCGAGCCUUUAAAAAAUUUCAAUCCUCCACAACAUCGCCAUCUGGCCUCACCAAUCUCCAAACUCUCUCAACUCGGAACCCAACCUUCCGUUCGAAAUUUCUCAAGCUCUCCACGUUCAUCUUUCGCAAAGGCUUCCGCGAAGAAAUCAGUCAAGAUGGUUAAAGCAGAUGAAUACAUCCUGACUCUUUCCUGUCCCGAUCGUCCAGGUAUCGUCCAUGCAGUCACGGGAUUCCUCUCCCAGCACAAUCUCAACAUUGUUGAUUCGCAACAAUAUGGAGAUCCGACUUCCCUCCGUUUCUUCAUGAGAGUGCAUUUUGGUCCUCCUGCAUCAUCCACCUCGGACGGCUCAGCCACGAAACUGAGUCUCGAGGAAUUAAAGAGUGCUUUCGAAACCAUCGCUCAGGAAAUGAGUAUGGAUUUCCAACUCUCAUCCCUGGCUACCAAACCUCGCGUUCUCAUCAUGGUUUCGAAAAUCGGUCAUUGUCUUAAUGAUUUACUUUUCCGUCAGAGUAUCCAACAAUUGGGUAUCGAAGUCCCCCUCAUCGUAUCCAAUCAUCCGGAUUUCGAACCCCUGGCCAAUACCUACAAGAUUCCCUUCCAUCAUCUCCCUGUUAGCGCUGCGACCAAAGCCGAGCAGGAGGGCAAGAUCUUGGAAUUGGUCAAGGAGCACAAUAUCGAUCUGAUUGUCCUGGCGAGAUACAUGCAGGUUUUGAGUCCUACGCUCUGCACGGCGAUGAGCGGGAAAAUUAUCAAUAUCCAUCAUUCUUUCCUGCCGUCGUUCAAGGGCGCGAAACCAUAUCAUCAGGCGUAUGAUCGCGGUGUAAAGAUUAUUGGGGCCACGGCACAUUUUGUCACGAGCGAUUUGGAUGAGGGUCCGAUUAUUGAGCAGAAUGUGGUGAGGGUGGGUCAUGGAUUGAGUCCCAAGGAGUUGACGGUCGAGGGAAGUAAUGUGGAGAGUAAUGUUUUGGCGACGGCGGUGAAGUGGGUUACGGAGAGAAGGGUUUUGUUGAAUGGUCAUAAGACGGUGGUUUUUAAUUAG
Botrytis deweyae is the source of this 1170-nucleotide messenger RNA. RefSeq lists its product as uncharacterized. The record is from RefSeq and is a predicted model, not a curated record. The coding region runs from base 1 to 1170 and encodes 389 amino acids. Lineage: Eukaryota; Fungi; Ascomycota; Leotiomycetes; Helotiales; Sclerotiniaceae. Gene Ontology annotation, molecular function: formyltetrahydrofolate deformylase activity. The transcript has a single exon. Gene Ontology annotation, biological process: 'de novo' IMP biosynthetic process.